GCGUUCCCAAAAGCUGUUGUGCAGCCAUUUCAUUCAACCCACAGCACUUGAGUUGCACUAAACAAAAAAGAGAGAGAGGAAAAACAUGUCUGCUCUCAACAGAAAGAUCGUUUACACCACAUCAGCUCCAAAUGCCAUCGGUCCGUACAGCCAGGCGGUGGUGGUGGACAGAACCAUGUACGUCUCGGGUCAGAUUGGGAUGGACGUGGCCUCCGGUCAGCUGGUGGACGGAGGAGUGCAGGCUCAGACCAAACAGGCUCUGAGCAACAUGGGGGAAAUCCUUAAAGCUGCAGGCUGUGACUACAGUAACGUGGUGAAGACCACAGUGCUGAUGAAGGACAUGAACGACUUCAACACCGUCAACGACGUCUACAAGACAUUUUUCAGCACUAAUUUCCCUGCCAGAGCUGCCUACCAGGUUGCUGCUCUGCCCAGAGGUGCGCUGGUGGAAAUCGAGGCGAUCGCCGUCCUCGGCCCUUUAUCUGACUCCUGACUCGCCGACCGCGUCCCAAACAAGCUGUAGCCGAGCAACAAGGCGUCCAAUUGUUUCAGGUUUUCCUAAAGAGGCAGCGUUGUGUUUCCAGACUGGGGCCCUCAACGGAGAAGCAACAAAUAAAGUAAUUGUCAAAAUGUGUUGAUUCA
Poecilia reticulata (guppy) is the source of this 642-nucleotide messenger RNA. RefSeq names its product reactive intermediate imine deaminase A (gene rida). Gene Ontology annotation, cellular component: mitochondrion; cytosol. Gene Ontology annotation, molecular function: deaminase activity. The record is from RefSeq and is a predicted model, not a curated record. NCBI's taxonomy places the organism in Eukaryota, Metazoa, Chordata, Actinopteri, Cyprinodontiformes, Poeciliidae.